This is a messenger RNA of Iphiclides podalirius (scarce swallowtail), 495 nucleotides long. The record is from the annotation of a GenBank genome assembly. NCBI's taxonomy places the organism in Eukaryota, Metazoa, Arthropoda, Insecta, Lepidoptera, Papilionidae.
AUGGCCUCGAACCGUGGAAUUCAGAUUGGAUCCGCGUGGUUUCAACGGAAGCUGAACUUGAGACCACAGCAUCGGGGCGUACAUCUUGUUACUGAGGAAAUCCUCAAGCAGGUGCCAGAACUGUCACAGUUUGCGGUCGGUCUCUGCCAUAUUCAAAUAAUGCAUACUUCGGCCAGUCUCGCACUCAACGAAAGCUGGGACCCUGAUGUCAGAGACGAUAUGGAAAUGAUGCUCAACAAAAUAGUGCCAGAGGGCCUUCCUUAUCGCCAUUCGUGUGAAGGACCAGAUGAUAUGCCUGCACAUGUGAAGGCAUGUUUCUUAGGUUCAUCACUUACCAUUCCAAUCACAGACGGAAAAUUAAAUCUGGGUACAUGGCAAGGUGUGUGGUUAUGUGAACAUAGGAAUCAUGCUGGCAGCCGAAAGGUUGUAGUGACUCUCUCAGGGUGUCCACGGGACUCACCUCUGUCACCAGUGUCUGCCGCGUCAUGCUCCAGU